This is a messenger RNA of Chondrus crispus (carragheen), 2928 nucleotides long. RefSeq lists its product as hypothetical. The transcript has a single exon. The record is from RefSeq and is a predicted model, not a curated record. The coding region runs from base 1 to 2928 and encodes 975 amino acids. Lineage: Eukaryota; Rhodophyta; Florideophyceae; Gigartinales; Gigartinaceae. Gene Ontology annotation, molecular function: oxidoreductase activity.
AUGACAGAGCCGCCCGAUGGCCGGCAAUCUGUAGCCGUCAUCGGCGCCGGCGCGGCCGGACUGGCCUCUGCUUGGCUACUUGCCCGAGGCAGAUACUCCGUCUAUGUCUUCGAAGCUCGUGACACGGCUGGCGGCCAUGCCCACACCCUUGACCUUCCCAUCCCCGGCAAUACCACAGGCGCUACCGUCCCCGUCGACGCCGGCUUCAUCGUGUACAACACCCGCACCUACCCUGAUCUCGUCAGCCUUUUUGAAAUACUCAAUGUCGAGGAGGAGAACUCCUUCAUGUCUUUCGCUGCCAGCAUUGAGAACCCUUCCACCAACACUUUCUUUGAGUGGGGCUCAGACACCGUCGCCUCCCUCUUCCCGACCCGCUCCAGCCUGUUCAAUGUGUCUAUGUACACCAUGCUUUUUGAUAUGCGCAGAUUCAACAACGCCGUCUACGAUUUCGUUGACAAGCUCGAAAAUGACCCGCAGUUCCAAGAUGCCAACAUCUCGCUGGGUGAGUUUCUCGAAAAAGGCUCGUAUUCAUCCGUCUUUAUCCGUUGUUACCUCGUGCCUAUGGUGUCGGCGGUCUGGUCAGCCUCCUUUUCGAGUGCCAUGAGGUUUCCCGCCCGAUCUAUGUUUCAUUUCUUCAUCAACCACGGUCUGGCCCAAGUUUUUGCACGUCCUCAGUGGCGCACACCAGCUGGUCGUUCAAGAGAAUAUGUCACCAAGAUCGUUAACGAUAUUCGAGAUCACUCCGGUGUUGUGUUACUGGGCACGCCAGUAACACACGUUAUGCGAGAUGAGCGAGGCGUUACGGUCUACGCCGCCGCCACUGGUCCAAAGAGGUUCGAUCAAGUUGUUUUUGCCACUCACCCUCCCAUUACACUCGAACUGCUCGGCUCAGGUGCGACGGAGGACGAGAAGCGCAUUCUCGGUGCGUUCCGCUACUCAGAAAACCAGGCCUACAUCCACCACGACCAGCGACUCAUGCCCACGAACAAGUCGGUCUGGAGCUCGUGGAACUUUAUUGGAAGGAAGAGACAAGGGCAGACUAAUAAAGAAAAUGGUACGUCUGCCACAUGUCCCGAUGAUGCCAGUCUAGGCCAGGCUGCACCCAAUGGAACUACGCAAAACGAUGCGAUCCCAUCUGAUGAUGAUGAGCCCGUCUGUGUAACGUACUGGCUCAAUAAGCUUCAAAACUAUCACAAACAUCACACCCCAGUGCCAGACAUGUUUCUGACGCUGAAUCCGGUUACAGAAAUUGACCCUGACAAGAUCAUCAAAUCAUUAUCUUUCGGCCAUCCCCAGUUCACGGAAGAGAGUGUUAAUGCACAAGCUCUUCUACAACAAGUAGUACAGGGACAAAACAGAUCUUGGUUUUGCGGAGCUUACGCGCGCUAUGGUUUCCAUGAAGAUGCAAUGAUGAUAGGCUUGAAUGUGGCGGAACGCUUAUCAGAGUUUACAAACUUGAGGCCCUGGAAGUCGAAGGAGAGACUAGCUAUUAAUGAUAACUCGAGGCAGUACGACAUUCCCCUUUCCCCGCUCCGGAAUCCUGUGUUUUUCUUUAUUGGGGGGCUCAUUGUACUCAAUGCCGUCAUGUCGCGCUUGCAGCAAGGCCUUGGCAAGAUUGCAGCCAGAAUGUCUGAGGAGGACCCCGUUGUCGUUGUCGCGGUUGGCGACGGUCGUUUGCAUCGCUUUGGACCGCGACGCUCAAGGAUGGGGUUGAGCAGACCCCAGCCCAGUCGCAUUGUGAACAUGCCAGGCUCCGUUCUGCCCGGUAAACUGCAAUCUGGCAGAAUGACAGUGAGGACUCCAAAGGUACUUGCGCGCAUCACCGAAGCUCUCAGAUAUCGUCAUCCACUUGCUCCAACAGCAGCGAGAGCCUUUGCUGCAGCUGAGGUUGACUGUCCAACCCCGCAAGAUCUUUCAACUACUUUGAAGGCCUUAUUUAUUGCAGAUGGGUUAGACGUGGAUCCAUCAAAAGCCAGAGCGGGUAGAGCGAAGUUCGCAGAGAGCCUUCUUUCUUAUGUCGUCGGCGGGUUCCAGAAAGUCAAGACAUUGCCAACGCACACUCGACUGACUGAAUUAACAACGUGCAUCUCCAGUGUUGUUUACCCUUCCUGGUGGCUUGAAAUGGACAGUGAAGUCCAGAGCACAGAGUGCAAACAAAUGGACAAUCGGACCGUGUCUUUGGGAUCUAUCAGCGAUUUGAAUGCACCUUCGAAUACUGUGGAGAUUCUUGGAGAUUUGUCGGAAGCGACAAUAUCUAUUCUUCAGAGCAACGAUAAUUCACGAGCUACGGUGGUUGUCCGAACGAGUGAGCGAAUGACCUUCGUUGACAGAAAAGCUGAAUUGUUGUCCGUUCGUGAACAAAUAGAAAUCGUGCUAUUCAAAGAUUUUGUGAAGCAGUGGAGUGAAGCGAAGGAUGAGAGGAAUACAAGUUCUGAAAACCGAAAACUCUGCUUUGACCUCAUAUUAUCCCCUGCGCUCGUCAAUCUCUUUGAGGGGUCAGGGUUCAAGACCCUUGGAGAAACCUACGCAUUUGUGCGGCAACUCGCAGUUCUUGGGGCCACGAUUGAGUUCGGCGUAACCGUCUGCGGGGUACAUCGCGAUUGCAAGGACUGCGAAGGGCCACGCAAUGUUGAUGACGUUUUUGCGGGAGACGAAGGAUUUACUCUAUGCCGAACAAGAGACGUUAUUGGAGCUAGCGAAAGGUGUGGUCUUGAACUGCAACGCGUCUCAUUUAUGGACAAUGAAGAGGCUGCCUUGGAUGUACAGGAGGUGAUAAACAGGGUGUACAACAGUUUAGCUGUCGAUCUUCUUGAACCAAGUGAGACGCGUGUUGUUUUAGCGCAGUUGUGCCUGUGGGAAGCUGCGCUACUAAUCGGCCAUGUCCGUCGGAUGGCGGUAAGAUUUAGAGCAGUGAGGAUUCUAACUUAA